AGAUCAGCCGGACAGACGGAGCCUUCAUGAUACUGCCCACAUCGCGCGCGCAUUUCCUCAACCAAGUCGCCAAGAACGCGCAUAAAGGCGUAAAGGAAAUCCUUUUUUCUUGCCCUUCGUAAUAGCAUCAUCCAGUAAGAGAUAUGCCGCCGAGGACCGGACUUUUGCUGCUCGCCGUGCUCAUCGCCUCCGCGUACGAACUGGAUCAGAACGAAUCCUACUCGCCCAGGAGAGCACGCUUCUCCCACAACAGCCCCUCGGAUGUGGCGCGGUGCUUGAACAGUGCGCUCCAAGUGGGCUGCGGUGCCUUUGCCUGUCUCGAAAACUCAACGUGUGACACAGAUGGCAUGCACGACAUCUGCAAGUCCUUUCUCUACAGUGCUGCUAAAUUUGACACUCAGGGCAAGGCUUUUGUGAAAGAAAGCUUGAAGUGUAUUGCCAAUGGCAUCACUUCCAAGAUCUUUCUGACAGUGAGACGGUGCUCCACCUUCCAGAGGAUGAUUUCAGAAGUUCAAGAGGAGUGUUACAGCAAGUUGGACAUUUGUACAGUGGCCAAAUCAAACCCAGAGGCCAUUGCAGAGGUGGCUAAGCUGCCAAGCCACUUUCCCAACAGGUUUUAUGGGAAACUACUGCAGAGUUUGAUGGAGUGUGACGAUGAGACGGUGGACCUGGUGAGGGCAAAUCUGCUGACCCGAUUAGGGCCCGAGAUCACCAUUCUCUUCCAACUACUGCAGAACAAGCCGUGUCCGUCUGCUGCGGUACCUACUGGAAUGGAGACUCGUGGUGGGUGGCGGUGGUCCGUCAGUCCCAACGGAUACAAGAACCAGCCAAAUCUACGCAACAGAGAUGCCUCCAAUCUCUUUGGCAAGAAACGCAACAUCGGCGACAGCUCUUAACUUCAGAGCAGUUUGAACUUUGGCGUCAAGCACACAUACAUAAGCGCAAAUUGAAAGAAAAAAAAAAAGCAAAACAAAACAGUGGUUUAUUUUCUCAAGCUAUACAGGGACACAUUCCUUCUCAACUGGAAAAAAAAAAGGCAUGCACCAGUGCGAAAACAUCUCGAAUGUCAAAUUCUAUGUUUAUCACUUCAUAUUCAACGAAUUUAAUGCAUUAUCAGGGGAAGAAAUCGGCCUGAUUUCCAGACUGAAGGUCAUGGAGGAAUCCAAUCAGAGGCCAUAAUGUAGAGAGCUCUUAGAUAGACUUAUUUCCUUGAAAAUAUCUCUAGACAUGAAAGGUAAAUAUAUUUAAAACAAAAAAAAAAACAGCAAAUAGCCAUUUGUAUAUGAAAUAUAUCUUACAGAGAUUACAGCAAAGAAAAUGUAUGUGUAUAUAAACUGAACCUAGCGUUGAUGUGAAAUAGUCGGCAUGUGUUAUAGAGAAAAAAAAAACAGAUAAGAGUGUACUAUUUAUUUAUUAACAGAUAUUUUACUACUACUUUAGCUGUUUAUCUCAAAUUGCCACUAGCCUUUUUGUGAAACUCUCCCAUUUGGCGAGAGCUAUCUUUAAAAAUCUACGUGCAGGAAUUCAUCAGAUACCAAAAAACCGUCGAGUACAGCAACAGUAGAUGUCAGCCAUCCACACACUGGACGACCAAUCGUUGUUUAUGAGCACAGGAAGGGACGGAUGUCUUCUCUUCAGAUCCCUUCGGCUUUUUUUUUAUUUCCCCCCACUGUUAGAAAACAUUUUCUCUAGCCUCUUGGAUCGUCUCGCUCUCUCUCUCUCCCUCUACUUAUUAUCUCUUCAAGUAGCGCAGUACAAAUAAACUCCAAGAGGAAAUUCAAUUCGAAGCCCUGAGCGCAUUAUUAGCGCUACAUAUAAACAUCUUCUUUUGGCCAACUUAUUGGAUGAACAAAUGACUCCCUGGUGAAUAUGACAUACAGAAGUGAGUUCAGGCACGCUGUUCCUAGCGUUGCUGAGAAGAGAAAACACAAAUAUGUCUAUUUAAAAUGACUUAUUAAUAUUUAUUUUCUUACUAUAUUAUUUAAAUGUUUAUUUUAUUACAUUUCUGUGGGCGAUAUUAGUUCAUUCAGCAAGCAUCAGUUGCUUUUUUGAAUUACUUAAGCCUCCGUUUUUAUUUGAAACUUAUUUAAUCGUAUCGCUUUAUUCAGUAGUCAUUCUUAGUUGACUGUACAAGACCCAUGUAAUGACUCUGUGCUGGUCAUGGGGGAACACGCUGGUCAUUUGAGUCAGGCGAAUGUUAUAUGGGACCACUAUAAUGCAAACUUUGUCAAAAGUUUUAUCGAGCAUUGCCACAUGCUGUGUACACAUUCAGGUUCAAUCAGCUAUAUAGAGUUUAUCGCUAGCUUUAACAGAGUCAUCGUCAUAGCGCUUGAAGGUGAAGCGCACGGUUAACGCCAAGCGGUUAAUUUGGGGCAGUCACUGCAAAGUGUUUUCCGGAGCCAUUCUCGACACUAUGCAAUAUACAACGUUUCUGAAAGGCCUAUUUUAACCCAGGGUGAAUGGGGGAGGAUCUCUUAAUAAGUGCUUCUUGGGGAAGUUCAGAUUAGCGUUGGCAGGGAUUGGCUUGGGGAGGACUGAGAAGCAGGGCUAAAUCCAAUCAAACUACCACUAAACCACUUUUUGACUAGCCACGUCCACAAAUAAAGUGAUUUAACUAUUAAAACAACCAAUCUGCAUCCCUUGAUGUACGUUUAAAAGUGUUAAAGGAGUGGUCCAGAGUGUAUAAUUAAGACUUGGUUGUGUUUAUAAAAUGCAAAGUGAUGUGUGCUCAUGCUUCUUUUGUAAAAAAUAAUGUUUUUUUUUUUCAUAUAUUUUACAUUGAUUAUUUACAGCUACUCAGCUAACAUGAAAACGACGUAUAUAUAACGUCAUAUUUUCUAGGCCCGCCCUCAAAAGGUUCUGAUUGGUCAGCUUACAUAACGUGCUGUGAUUUGCAGAUCGGCUCCACGUCACCAGGAAAAGCGUCACGCCUAUACUAGCAUGCGCUGUGCCUCGGCUGUGUAAAUACUGUCAGUCAGAGUAGCUAUAAGCCAUAUCGGUUUGACAGAAAAUGAAGAGGACACAGCUGAACCUCAUGCCUGUUCUCUAAAAGAAAAUCUGACAAGCGUCUUUCACAUUUAUUCGGAAUAAGCUUGUGCAGGUAAUAUGAAACGUUCACAUAUCUUUUUUGCGAGUUUGUUGUUUGAGAUGUAGUACAGGGAAAGCGUCCGCAUAGAGAGACACUGCAGCGCUGCUGAAAAUUGUGGAUGUUUACAGCGGUUUGAUGGAUAAAUAUAAAUUUGUAGCUAAAAAUAGCAGUGCCAAACAGCAUUUCUCGUUGUUUACGUCUAUGUUUACGUUCUCGCUACACCAUACCUUUAAUACUAGAGACUGUGCAUGUAAUAGAUCAAUUUUAACAACUAAAAACACUUACAGGUUCUGGCUCACGGUCCACAGUUUCGUCUAGUAUGGUUGGAGCUGCUCCUUCUUUGAGGAGUUUAAAGCCCAACCCAGCAAUAACUGGGUUCUGUAAGCUAUCCUUUGUCAAAUUCUAGCUAUAUAUUUUUUUAUAUAAUUCUCUGGAACAUUAUUAAAAUUAAACUGUAAGCACUUAUCUUUUUGUGUCGUGUCCUUUGGAAGCCCAAAUACAUAAACAGAAAAAGCUCUGUGGAAAAGCAGCAUUUGGGCGCCAUUUUAGUUUUGUCUACUGUAACAUUACAGCGCCUCUGGCCAUGCCCCUUUGCUGCGCAGGGUGUAUGCGCGUAACCUGAAGCAUUUGUGAUCUUACUAACCCUGAUGUAUUUUUUUGUAGUCCCCAAACUUAGUUCCCUGUAGGCUUUGCUAAGCUAACACUGUAAAAGCCAAUGUCUCCCUUUGCAUUGAACUUUGAGCAUUACAUUCAGAGAUGUUGUUUAUGUUCACACAGCUACAUUACACAUCAACUAAAGUUUAAAAUAUGAUCGUAGUGGACCACCCCUUUAAACGAAUUGAAUAACAAUGGGCCUGUGGUGAUAAUCCAGCAGUUUGAUUGAAUUGGACCCAAAGAGUGACGAGAUGAGGGGCAGAAAGACUGUUUUUUCUUGAACCAAAUGAUCUGAAAAUCUAAAAGUAAUUCACCAAACUAUGCAAUAAUCGCUAGAAAGGUUUCAAACUAAAAACCCACACUACUGAGCCCUAUGCGGAAAUGGGGCUGUUUAAUUUCGGAGACCCAAGCAGUAGCUUUUUUGGGGGUAGGUAGGGGUCACGCUUUAUUAAGUUACAGUUCAAUUCUCGCUACAAACAAACAAUUGAGUUUUACUUCAAUAAACUCCUAAUUCUCUGUGCAACGGAGGCCAGCUAGUAAGUGCUGUGCAGGUAAACCUCACUCCUCUGACCUCUAAAGGUGCUCUAGCAACAGAUGCUAGAGGUCAUGGUCUUUAGCCUCCUUUUUAGAGCAACCGACUACCAUGCGGAAGGUCGCCGGUUCGAUACCAGCUCGGAGCGGGUUGGGUGGUGUAGGACCGGCAGGGUUACAGUGGUACCGUGCCCCGGAUGGGAGUGAGGUAUAGGGGGGGGUGUGUAACAGAGGCCAGCUAGUAAGUGCUGUGCAGGUAAACCUCUAAAGGUGCUCUAGCGACAGACGCUAGAGGCCAUGGUCUUUAGCCUCUUUGGUAGAGUACCUGACUCCCAUGCGGAAGGUCGCCGGUUCGAUACCAGUUUGGAGCGGGUUGGGUGGCGUAGGACCGGUGGGGUUACAUCUGCUUAUCAAUAAGUAAUAAGGUAGUAGUUGGGUAGGGUUAGGGAUGUAUAUUAAGAUCAUGCAGAAUAUGUACUUUAUAAGUACUAAUAAACAGUAAUAAUAUGCAUGCCCCUACUAAAGUGUCUCCCCUUUAUAUCUUAUUCACCCCUGAAAUCAGACCCCAGUAUCCCUUUAGCUUUCCCCGAUCUCUUUAUUUAUCUUACCUUAUAGUUUCUGGCCAAAAUUUAGUUCUCUGUUUGUGUAUGUGUGUAUUUAUAAUAAUAUAUGCACUUUCCGUCUCUUAGGACCACUAUAAAAGGGCAUUGAAGCAUAAUCAGCUCAGAAACACCAGAAUAGCUGCUGUAUGUGGUUGCAGGAGUGAGGAUGAUUUUGUUUUUGUUCGACAAAUAUGGUAUGAUAUGGCAAUCUGCUAAACACCAAGUAAGUACCUGUACCAAACGAAGCUGCUAAAACCGUUUUUCCCACCCCACUGUGUUAUGCUAAAGCUAUUAAAACCCCAUCGAUGCUGUCCAACAUUCAUGAAUCACAAUGAGCACUUUCAAACUAAAGAACCAGAAACUCGAUUAUGCAUUAUCAUUUUUCAACCGCAGUUCUGGUAUCUCAGCAACAAGGUGUCCGUGUAUCAUCUCCAGAGAAACAGCAGACAUUUCAUUUUGUGUUUUUUUUUUUACCUACUCUCAAGUAGCAUUCAAGGUUUUUUUUAGCUGAAGCUGUUCAGGAGGGUAAUAUCAGUGUGAAUGUGUGUUAUUUUGUUAAAUUAUUACAUUGCAUUUGUUAGACUGCUGUGGAAAUGUGGAAAUGUCCCCCUUUUUGUUCCCUUUUCAAGUAGCUCACCGUUGUGAUUCAGAGGAUUUUCACAAAUGUAAUGGAUUUUGUACACUUCAGAGAAUGUAUAUUUUAUCAAAUGUCUGUAUUUGGUGCAAAGAGGGCGCUGAAAGUUUCACGCAGCCCAUUUGGACUUGAACAGCAUUGUGUCCUUAUCGCGAUUUACGGAGGAUUAGCAUGAGCUUGAAGACUGACCCUUUCUUGUUGCCAAAUUUAAAGUUUAUAUAACCACUGCCUCAAGGAAACAUCUUGACUUCUACACUUUAAAAAAAGAAAAGUAGACUCAGCUUAAAAUUUGUAAGGCGACCAGGUUUUUUUGAGUUGACUCAACUUUUAACCCAAGUACAGUCAAUUCAUCAAUGAACAAAUCAACCCAGGCUCAUUCUGAUUAUGUACCCCAGUAUACAUUUCUAGCGAGCGCCAAAUACGUCCCAGGAGGAAUGCUUUUUUGCGGUUUUUGUUUUCGCGAAUCUAUCAGAGGCCGCUGUGCACGCUUUUUGAGAUCUUAAAUUUCUCUUGCGAGUGCAAUUCACGCCUGCUCUUCUUGCGUAAAUUCUCCAGAGGCCGCUGUCGACUGACUGACUGACACACCCUCCCCCUUCCCUAAACCCAGUGCUUAACUUGAGCCAGAUCUUAAGCACUGGUUUAGGGAAGUUGAGCCAGAUCCUGUUCCGGAAAAUGUCUGAUAUUCGAGUUUUGUGUUCUGGUAUUUAUUUUAUUGGAUUAACUUGUCCGUGUGUGUGUGUGUGUGUGAGAGAAAGAGAGAGAGAGGCAAAAUGUGAAUGAGCAAGCAAAGGCUGUGUAAAUUGUGUGUGCCACACAACUGAAAGUAGUCACUAUGCGCAAGUUAAAGCAAAAGUCACUAUAGGCCCUUAACAAUUUUUUCAGCCAAUUGAAUUGGCUUUCUUAUGUUUACAAUCACUCUCAUUGAUUGGUGAUUGUUUCACGCGCAGUGAGCAGCGAAAAUAAAUAAUGGCAUAGCGGCCUACUUAAAUAAUAUUAGAAUUUUCACGCAUAUUUUCUUUUUUUAAAAACUAUGAGUAAAUCUGAUAAUCAGCCUGAUCAAAAGAGAUCUUGAGAAGGUGAAACUGCGCAAAUGGAUCAGGAAAGCGAUCUUAAGUCCGCCAGAAAACGUGACCAAAGUGAGUCAUUUAAUUAUUUCUUCACAUAAUAGUGAACUGAAAAGUGAUUGUUCAUACGAUUUAUGUUUGUAGCUACAUGUUUUAUUAUCCAUGACUCACCUGUAACAUUUUAUGUCACAAAAAAAUUGAAGACCGGUCAGAAAUGUGAUGCUCUGUUUUGCGCGAUCACCGUUUAAUGACGUCACGUUUCUGGAAACCUGAAAUUGUGUGGUGGACGUCAGUCACUGUAACUUUUAUUUCCUUUAAUUAAUUAAUUUACAAAUUAAGCACUGCCUAAACCCAACCGAUAGUGUUUUAAAAAAGCACCGAAUGACCAGCACCCACCCACAAAAAAAGCAAUCCAGAAAAAGAAAAGCCCUGGCGGCACAUUCUCACCCUGUUCUUUACUUGUUUAUUUUAUUUUUUGGCUUUUGUUUUUGUCUUACCCACUUUCUGGAACCGUUCUUCGCCAGGCUCGAACCCUGUCGUCGUGGUCAAUUUCGCUCUGCAUCUCAAAUCCUACAACGUACGCGCCAAACCACUGGACAAACUGGUAACAGCAGAAAGUCGUCCAAAUGGAGGUAAUCAGUCAGCUGCUAGCACAAAAAGAAAUGGCAUCAUUCCGGCCCGUAGCGUUCGUCUUAAAGAUCAUACAUACCUCUGGCGCAUCCAACACCCAAUCCAACCCCACCCCGGACUUCACUUUGCUAAACGGUUACUUUCGUUUUUACUUUCGGGUUGAGGGCAGCAUGAUCGACGUUCGUCUAGAGCGCCAGUUCAGCUUGCUCCAGCCCUGCUUCUGGUUACAUAAUUCACGGUCUCAAGAAAUGUACAUAGGGCUACGUUUUCAGAAUGAGCCUAUGUUGGAAUAAAAUGAUACAUUGGAUUUACACAUUUUUUUAAGGUAAGUGGUUGCAAACAAUUUAUAUGGGCUGAAUUUAAACAAAUUAAAUUUUGUAAUGUUCAACUUUAUUUGUUUGUUUAAAAUCAGCCUAUAUAAACUGUUUGCAACCACUUGCCUUAAAAAAAAUGUAGUAAAUGCAAUUAAUUGCAAUUCCUUCAUGUUGUCCCAACACAAAUAUAUUAAUUUAGCGGAAUUGUUUAUACAAAUUUAAUUAGAUUGAACAUAAAACAAUUAAGCUGUCUCCAAAAAAGCUUAAGAAUCCUGUUGUUUGAACUCAUUUUGAUUUGGUAGUUCGAACAAGUUUUUUUUGAGUGCAAGUUGCCUUACAAUUUUAAGUCAAGUCAACUUAGAUUUUUUAACAGUGUAAAUUUAGUAUUGAAUUGAACCUAUUUUGCCUGCGUUCUAGAAAUAGUGUCGAAUGUAGAAUGGGAGUGAUUGGAAAAUCGACGUUCUGUGUGAUCAUAUUGUCAUAGUUAGUUUUAGCGCUUAGUUACUAUUAUCAUUUAGCAUCAUAACAGAGAGAUCUGAAUGCACUACAACCGAAGCGAUCUGUCUACAAGCAGAUCCUCCGCUGUUUCCGAUUCACCAAAAGCUGGUGAUUUCUAUCUUUGAUCCAGGGCCCUGAGGACUAUAGGCUACACAAGCCAUUAAACUGUAUGGUACUCUCUCCUCUCAAAACUUGAAAACACUUAUAUAUCGCUCAUAUUCCUGUUUAUGUUGAGAUGACUCAAUGUUUCUUUUUAUUUUGAAUAUCUCUCUUGCUCUUUCAAUACAUGAAACCAAAAUAGGAAAAGAUUGUUUUGCAAAGCAUCUUUCUCAAGGCAUUUUUUCGGGGAUCCCUAAUGUUACACGUGAUGGUUAUUUGUGAUUGAUUUGCACUUUACACUGA
Molecule: messenger RNA, 8417 nt
Organism: Danio aesculapii
Lineage: Eukaryota; Metazoa; Chordata; Actinopteri; Cypriniformes; Danionidae
Gene: stc1
Product: stanniocalcin 1
Exons: 4
Coding region: 144-896 (250 amino acids)
Biological process (GO): intracellular calcium ion homeostasis
Cellular component (GO): extracellular region
Molecular function (GO): hormone activity
Source: RefSeq, a predicted model, not a curated record